UAUCUCUAUAUCUCUAUAUCUAUAUUUAUAUCUAUAUAUCUAUAUAUCUAUAUCUCUAUAUCUAUAUCUAUCUAUCUAUCUUAUCUCUAUAUCUCUAUAUCUAUAUUUAUAUCUAUAUAUCUAUAUCUCUAUAUCUAUAUCUAUAUCUAUAUAUAUCUAUAUCUAUAUAUAUAUAUAUAUAUAUAUAUAUAUAUAUAUAUAUAUAUAUAUAUAUACAUA
Messenger RNA from Myxocyprinus asiaticus (Chinese sucker), 219 nucleotides. RefSeq lists its product as uncharacterized. The annotation marks the transcript as partial. Lineage: Eukaryota; Metazoa; Chordata; Actinopteri; Cypriniformes; Catostomidae. The transcript is spliced from 2 exons. The record is from RefSeq and is a predicted model, not a curated record.